Triplophysa dalaica is the source of this 1308-nucleotide messenger RNA. RefSeq names its product ribonuclease inhibitor-like. Bases 1 to 1308 code for a protein of 435 amino acids. The transcript has 8 exons. The record is from RefSeq and is a predicted model, not a curated record. Gene Ontology annotation, molecular function: protein binding. NCBI's taxonomy places the organism in Eukaryota, Metazoa, Chordata, Actinopteri, Cypriniformes, Nemacheilidae.
AUGAAACAUGGUUGGGCUCUGAUCUGCAUCUUUGGAAAAUACUUCCACCACCCUGAUCACAUCCAUCUGGCUUACGGCUAUUUGACAUUUCUGAAGAGUUGUGCUGCAGAAGAAGCUUGUGAUCAUCUCUGUAAAGCUCUAGAUGUGAAUCCAUUACUGCUGAAAGAACUCAAUCUGAGUCACAAUAAACUGGGAGAUCUGGAUGGAGAGAAACUCUCGGCUCUAUUGAUGGACUCUCACAGCAAAGUGACUAAAAUCAUAUUGAAUGAUUGUGAGCUGACAGAGAAUCAGUGUUCAGCUCUAGCUGCUGUUCUCUCCUGUAAAACCCUCGUGAAGGAGAUGAAUCUGAGCAACAGUCCACUGAUGGAUUCAGGACUCAAACACAUCUGUGACCAACUCAAGAAUCCUCAGUGUCAACUCCAGAUACUCAAUGUGUCAGAGUGCAGUAUUGGAGAAGAAGGUUAUAAAUGUUUAUAUUCAGCUGUGAGAUCAAACCCUGAAUCACAUCUGAUAGAGCUGGAUCUCAGAGGAAAUGAUCCUGGAGAAACAGGAGUCAAACUCAUCUAUCAGUUACUACACGAUCACAACUGUGAGCUCAACACUGUCAGAUUUCUGAAGAGUUGUGCUGCAGAAGAAGCUUGUGAUCAUCUCUGUAAAGCUCUAGAUGUGAAUCCAUUACUGCUGAAAGAACUCAAUCUGAGUCACAAUAAACUGGGAGAUCUGGAUGGAGAGAAACUCUCGGCUCUAUUGAUGGACUCUCACAGCAAAGUGACUAAAAUCAUAUUGAAUGAUUGUGAGCUGACAGAGAAUCAGUGUUCAGCUCUAGCUGCUGUUCUCUCCUGUAAAACCCUCGUGAAGGAGAUGAAUCUGAGCAACAGUCCACUGAUGGAUUCAGGACUCAAACACAUCUGUGACCAACUCAAGAAUCCUCAGUGUCAACUCCAGAUACUCAAUGUGUCCGAGUGCCGUAUUGGAGAAGAAGGUUAUAAAUGUUUAUGUUCAGCUGUGAGAUCAAACCCUGAAUCACAUCUGAUAGAGCUGGAUCUCAGAGGAAAUGAUCCUGGAGAAACAGGAGUCAAACUCAUCUAUCAGUUAAUAGAAGAUCACAAGUGUAAACUCAACACUGUCAGGUUCUUGAAAAGUGAUGCUGCAGUUGAAGCCUUUGAGUAUCUGAAGAACAUUCUUCAUAUAAAUCCUUUACUCCAGAGAGAAGUGAAUCUGAGUGAUCAUAAACUAGACGAGUCAAGAGUGAAUCAGAUCUGUGAUCUACUGAAGGACAAACACUGUCGCAUCAACACACUUAUGUGA